AUGGCGCCGCUCGCACCCGGGAGGCCAGCAGCCUGCCUCCUGGCCCUUCUCUCCGUCGUCACGGCGCUAUCCCUGGCGGCGCCGGGCUUGGCGGCGGGGAAGACCGGCCAGGUGACGGUGUUCUGGGGCCGGAACAAGGCCGAGGGGUCCCUGCGCGAGGCCUGCGACUCCGGCAUGUACACCAUGGUCACCAUGUCUUUCCUCGACGUCUUUGGCGCCAAAGGAAAGUACCACCUCGACCUCUCCGGCCACGACCUCUCCGCCGUCGGCGCCGACAUCAAGCACUGCCAGUCCAAGGGCGUCCCCGUCUCCCUCUCCAUUGGCGGCUACGGCACCGGCUACUCGCUCCCGUCCAACCGCUCCGCGCUCGACCUCUUCGACCACCUCUGGAACUCCUACUUGGGCGGGAUCUACGAGGAGAGCGACAAGGCGUGCAACCAGUACGGGGCGUGGGAGGAGGCGUGGGACAGGUGGACGGCGGCAUACCCGGCCACCCGGUUCUUCAUCGGGCUCACCGCCGACGAGAAGUCGUACCAGUGGAUACACCCCAAGAACGUCUACUACGGCAUCACGCCGGUGGUGCAGAAGAAGGACAACUACGGCGGGGUCAUGCUCUGGGACCGAUACUUCGACAAGCAGAGCGACUACAGUAGCUACAUCAAGUACUACGCCUGA
Messenger RNA from Triticum turgidum subsp. durum (durum wheat), 675 nucleotides. The record is from the annotation of a GenBank genome assembly. Lineage: Eukaryota; Viridiplantae; Streptophyta; Magnoliopsida; Poales; Poaceae.